Molecule: messenger RNA, 721 nt
Organism: Styela clava
Lineage: Eukaryota; Metazoa; Chordata; Ascidiacea; Stolidobranchia; Styelidae
Source: RefSeq, a predicted model, not a curated record
UUACAUGCCCUUACUACUUAGUUUUGGCUUUCGUGUCCAUAUAUUUGAGCAUUGAUCUGUUGUUAACUUUACAGAGAAAAUACGAGACAAUGCGGAGUUACAAGACCUUUUGUUGAAACAGUUAUCCAAAGAAGCAACCGGUUGUGAUUCUACAAGUACUGUAUCAAUUGCUACAACCGUCAUCAAUAGUCUAAUGUCAGAAGGAAAUACGGUCACUAAACAAUCAACAGUAGUUCCUACUCACAACACACGCACACAAGCUGGUAGUAGUGCCUCCCAAUCUACUCAAACGCUUGCGCCUAGUAAAACCAAUCAAGAUUCCACAACAUAUGGUAUAACAACUCGUGCUGAAACAACGACGCCUUCUACACAAACUACUAAAACACUUUCAUGUGCUGAAAAAUAUCCCGAACUGUCUUCACCCUCACCCACAACCAGUUCAGGCGAUGCAUGUUUAAACGGAACAUGUUUUCAAGUGAUAUUUCCUGGAAAUCAAAAUACAAAUUACACUGUUGCAAAUACGAUGUGUCAAUCGGGGUGGAAUCUUGCAAAUAUUUACGAUGAAUGCUAUUAUGACCUUAUCAAAAAUUAUACAGUAAAGCCGGGCGAAUAUGUUGACUUUUACCUAUGGACUGGGAUGACUAUAACACCAGAGGUUUUUAAACUUUAUCUUGCAGCUUGUUUAGUUGAUCCAAUUGUUCACAUAAUUUUUUAUCAAUAA